AGCAGUCACUUUUACAUUUAAUACCAACGAGUAGAAGAACAUGUAUUGCGUAAAUCCAGUACAUGGCACAUUUUAAUCGAUUUUUUUUCUUUGGUUUUGCACAAAAAAAAAAAAAUCCGGCAUUCUUACUUAUGAGGAUUUCACUUAUUUCUAUGUGAUUAGUAUCAACAUGGACGAUGUUUUCGUGUCACGUGGGAGUGUUAUCCGCGUGUGUCUGUACGCUGUGAUAUUUUUUCUGUUCUUAGAACUUUCCUUAAACUUUUCAGUCCAUAGGAAAACGUACAAAAUGGUUUCUUCACCUCGCAGAAUACUCACUACGUUGGAGGAUAGUUCUCGGUUUUCAUUAAUUGUUAACUUUUCUGAUCCCUGUGGUUGGAUGCAAAAUGCUACCAUAAGAGAUUUGCAGAAAAUUAUGGACAGGGGGUGUAAGCCGGUGAGGGUUUGUUCCAGCAGCCCAUCCGAUCUUGUUGGUUCUCUGGCAACAUACAAAGAAGCGCCUUCAUAUAAAGAAAUGAUCAAAAUCUACCCCCUCGUGAGACCAGGGGGUCUAUACACCCCACCUGACUGUAUAGCCAGGGAGCGAGUAGCCAUCAUCAUUCCGUUCAGAGACCGUGAGGAACACCUCCGGAUUCUUCUCCACAAUCUCCAUCCUAUGUUACAGCGCCAGCAGCUUGACUAUGGCAUCUACGUCGUAGAGCAGGAAAAUGGCACUCAGUUUAACCGGGCGAUGUUGAUGAACAUUGGAUACGCCGAGUCCAUAAAAAUCUACAACUACACGUGCUUCGUUUUCCACGACGUGGACUUGAUUCCGGAGAAUGACCGUAUCAUGUACGACUGCAGGGACAGCCCCCGACACCUGUCGUCAGCCGUCGACAAAUUCAAAUAUAAGUUGCCAUAUCCACAAUUGUUUGGUGGAGUGACAGCCAUUAAGCGGGCGCACUUUGAAAAGGUGAAUGGGCACUCCAACAAGUUCUUUGGCUGGGGAGGUGAAGAUGAUGACAUGUUCAGGAGGUUGGUUAACAAUGGGUUUAAAAUAUCUCGGUAUCAAGCAUCUUUGUCCAGAUACAAGAUGAUCAAACAUCUCCAUGACGCGGGUAACAAGGCAAACAAACGAAGGCAUCAUUUGAUCAAAACUGGUAAGGGAAGAUAUCGGCGUGACGGGAUUAACAACUUGCAUUAUAAAAAGCUGGGAAUAGAAUAUCAAUAUCUGCACACUCGAAUCCUAGUUUCUAUCAACGAAACGAAAGUGAUGACAGUGAGUCUACUUUAUAUGUAUAGCUCUACUACAGUAUAUAUACUAGUUAAUAUAUAUACAAUAUACUGUAGACGUAGAAAUAUUCGUUGAGGAUUUAAUUUUGUUAUUUUGUCGGCAGUAUAUAUCAACGAAAUUAAAUCCGUGACGAAUUUUUAACCCAAGUAUUAUUUUUUUAAAAAUACAGAGUAAUACGUGAUGCAGAGAUUAUGAUAUGACGAAUUCAAAUGCCAACGAAAUUAUUAUGUUAAAAAACAACGAAAUUUUAACCCAACGAAAAUAUAUGUUUCUACAGUAUAAAAAGAAACAAUUCUGUGCAAUCUAUUCUAUUUUAUUAAAAUUUCAUUUGAAUCUCAUUUAACUCUUUUACUUGUUUAAAAUAUAUCUUUUAUUUAUGAAGUCUUGAAUAUUAACAUAUGCAAUUCUCAGAAUAAUGUUGUAAAAUAAAAUUCAUCACAUAUAUUAAUUACCAGUAACCAAAUUAAAAAAAACCCAACCAUUUUCAAUUCAAUGUUUUGCAACACUACAAUUAUAAAUGUCUUUUAAGCCUAUGUUUAUAUGCAUUAUAUUUUAAAUACUUUCAAUUUCAGAGUUGAAAUUGACACGAGUUUUACCAACAUUAGAGACCUGCGUUACACUUUUCUACG
This is a messenger RNA of Magallana angulata, 1899 nucleotides long. Its product is annotated as beta-1,4-N-acetylgalactosaminyltransferase bre-4-like. Gene Ontology annotation, molecular function: N-acetyl-beta-glucosaminyl-derivative 4-beta-N-acetylgalactosaminyltransferase activity. The coding region runs from base 170 to 1345 and encodes 391 amino acids. Lineage: Eukaryota; Metazoa; Mollusca; Bivalvia; Ostreida; Ostreidae. Gene Ontology annotation, biological process: glycosphingolipid biosynthetic process; carbohydrate metabolic process. The transcript has 6 exons. The record is from RefSeq and is a predicted model, not a curated record.